CCUCUUCCGGUGUCGAAGCUAAGAAAGCAACUCAACUUAUUAUUGACAUUAAAUUCAAUCGUAAACAAACGCAUGAGACAUGGGAACUACCAAUGCACUGAGAACAUGUAUGCAAAGCAAUCACUUUCUUUUGCCCGCCUUUCUGAGGACUAGCCUUUGGAAAGCUAAUAGGUUAUAUAGCCAUAAGAAACUUAUUUUAUCUCCCAAAAGAUAUUCAAAUACAGAAUGGAGAAAUUACCAAAUUAGAAGAUCACUCUUCAUACAGACUCAAGAAACACCAAAUCCAAAUAGCCUUAAAUUUGUGCCUGGAAUUCCUGUCUUAGAGUCUGGUACUUUUGAUGUCCCAAAUGCCAUGGCUGCAACCAAAUCUCCUCUUGCUAGGCAAUUAUUUCAAAUAGAAGGUGUAACAUCUGUAUUUUUUGGUUCAGAUUUCAUUACUGUUUCGAAGUCAGAUGAUGACAUUGAGUGGAAGGUUUUAAAACCACAGAUUUUUGCUGCUAUUAUGGACUUUUUUGCGACUGGUCUGCCAGUAGUGACAUGUGAUCCACCAGCAUCUGAUACAACUGUUGAUGAUGAUGAUGAUGAAACUGUACAGAUGAUAAAAGAAUUGCUUGAAACUAGAAUUAGACCUGUGGUUCAAGAAGAUGGUGGUGACAUUAUAUAUAUGGGUUUUGAAGAUGGUUUAGUGAAACUGAAGAUGCAAGGAGCAUGUACUAGCUGUCCUAGUUCAGUUGUUACUCUAAAAAGUGGUGUGGAAAACAUGCUUCAGUUUUAUAUACCUGAAGUUAAAGGAGUGGUGCAGGUUACAGAUGAAGUGGAUGAAAUUGCUGAAAAGGAAUUCAGAACAUUUGAAGAAAAGCUAGAAAAGACUGACAACUGAUAAUUAAAAUCAUGUAUUUAUUGUACAGUUUAGAUUUAAAAAAUUUAAUCUGCAAGCCAGAUUUUAGUGUCAAUUUAAAAGUGAAUCUAUAAUUUGUGAACUAUAAAGAAAAGGUAAACAUAAAAUUUAUAUUGUGAAAACUA
Messenger RNA from Stegodyphus dumicola, 1023 nucleotides. Its product is annotated as NFU1 iron-sulfur cluster scaffold homolog, mitochondrial-like. Lineage: Eukaryota; Metazoa; Arthropoda; Arachnida; Araneae; Eresidae. Gene Ontology annotation, molecular function: iron ion binding; iron-sulfur cluster binding. The record is from RefSeq and is a predicted model, not a curated record. Gene Ontology annotation, biological process: iron-sulfur cluster assembly. Gene Ontology annotation, cellular component: mitochondrion.